This is a messenger RNA of Somion occarium, 2411 nucleotides long. Lineage: Eukaryota; Fungi; Basidiomycota; Agaricomycetes; Polyporales; Cerrenaceae. The record is from the annotation of a GenBank genome assembly.
GCUUACAAUCGUUCUUCUCUCCACUGUAUCUGCGAAUGUCAGAUUAUGUAGCACAUUCCUUUCAGUCUAGUUAUUAUCCGGGGUGAUCGCCUUGCACGAAAUGAAUGGUGUGAGAUGGCAUCCUCAAGGACUUCAUGGCAUUUGACAAGGCUACCAAGAAUACUUGGCAAAAAAGGUUAGAGCGCGACCAAACCGGGGACGGAAGCAUAUUCUGCGAUUAUCCGGGCGAUCGUUGUCGAUCUUCGAUCCUUGCAACUAAGUACUGUACGUUUUGGUUGUCUGCCUGUGGUUGUCUGUCUCGACGCUCUGAACCAGCAGGCAAAAGAUUUCUUUAUCUUGUCGCCAGGGGCCAAGAUUAGACAAGCGAGUGCAGGGGCAUUGUGGCGCUCGCUUGUGGAGAACAAUAUUGAGAAAUGGCUCUUUGGCCUUUGCAACGAGGCAGACUCGCCUCAACCACCUUGCGACGGUGCAACACUCUGGAAGCAUAUCUGCAGUAUAUCAACCUACCUAUAUUCUAUUCAAGUCGCACUCGUAUUCUAUUCAUACACCCUUCUCGAUAAGCCGCGCUUCCUUUCUACCGGCCACUCGCUAUUUUUUCUUACUCCUUUUUGACCGGUGUUUAUUGGCUUUGCUCUUUGCCUCUUGCCACCACCUUUGGCCUCCACUUUGGCUGGCUCUCUGCCUAUUUUACCUCGGCUGCGCCCUGGUUGAGCCCCUCAACAAGUCUUUCCUUUCUCCCUCCCACUCUUGCCACAUAUCUUCGGGGAUCCCCAUGCAUUUCCACGUCCCAUUCCUGCUCGCUCUGCUCAUCAAUGUCGCUCCUUCCGACGCAAACCUGCUCGCCCGCAGCACAGAGACCGUCCUUCGUGCUCACAAACAUGCCGUCAAACGCAGUGCCGGCUUAGCUCGCGACCUCCGAUUGGCUUUCAACGGUAUCUUGGUAGAGCAGAACAAGCUAGGUUCUAGCCGUGUCUACUGUGUGAGCUCACCUUCCGACAACGGGUCAACUUUGACGAACGGUACAAGUCCGAAUCCAUCUUCUCCGGCGACUUUUGCACCUAACCCGACAUCGACCGGCUCUAAAGGAUCGUCAAGUUCCACAACGUCUGGUGCCGCUCCGACCGGUAGCUCGUCUGCGUCGUCACCGUGGAAGCUGUCUCAGAACUUCCAAGGAAAUUCGUUCUUCAAUGGAUGGGACUUCUUCACUGGUGCGGACCCGACCAAUGGUCAGGUAACUUACGUGGACCAGGGUACUGCGCAAUCCGCCGGUCUGGUCAACAUCAACAAUGCGGGGAAUGUUAUCAUGCGAGUCGAAACGACUCCACAGGUCGCCACGACUCGCAAGAGCGUACGCAUCACCACAUCCAAGACCUACACCGGAGGCCUCGUUAUUAUGGACUCCGUACACAUGCCCACUGGCUGCGGCACCUGGCCAGCUUUCUGGAGCAACGGACCGAACUGGCCUGCAGGUGGCGAGAUCGAUAUCGUUGAAGGUGUAAAUGACUACACUAACAACCAGGCAACGAUCCAUACGAACCCCGGAUGUACGGUUCCGACCACGAACUCUAGCGUGUUGGCGAUUACCGGCACAUUGGUUGGCGGCACCAAUUGCGCUGCUGCGCAAACUGGCAACCAAGGAUGUGGAGUGCGUGCCGUACAGAGCAACUCGUUUGGAUCUACAUUCAACAACAAUGGAGGUGGUGUGUAUGCCAUGCAAUGGGACAAUAACGGCAUCUCGGUAUUCUUCUUCCCUCGGAACUCAAUUCCAAGCGACGUCUCCUCUGGUAAGCCUCAACCGAACAACUGGGGUCAACCAAUGGCCCACUGGCCUGCUUCCGGUUGCGAUCCGUUCAAGUUCUUCUACACCCAUUCGGCUAUUUUCGAUACCACACUUUGGUUCGUACCACUAUUUCGGAAAUGUUGGAUAGUAUUAACCUUCCAUGUAGUGGCGACUGGGCCAGUAGUGCUUGGACAGGUUCUGGCAUUCCGGGUCAGGAGCAAAGCUGCGCUCAGCGUACAGGUGUCGCUACUUGCGAAGAGUUCAUCAGGAACAAUGGUGCUGCGAUGAAUGAUGCUUAUUGGGAAGUCAAGAGCGUGAAGAUCUACCAGACUUCAUGAUCUCUUCUCUUUAUGUAACAUUUCUCCGUCGCUAUCGCCGCUUCCAUUUUCUGUUUGGUACACAUUUAUAUCCUGCGAUGAUGGCCAUGACCUUUACACCAUACCACGCACAAGUACAUGUUCAUAAUAUGCACCAUUGUAUCAUUCGCUUACUCGGAAAUGUGUAGGAUUAUCAGGGAAUAUGUAUGUUGUAAAUAGAUUAUAGACUUCGACGGAUGAGAAUGAAAUGAACGAAGCAGCUGUUCAUAUCGUCGUGUAAGGAGCAACAGCAUCCAUACAACGACUGUGAGCAU